AUGUCUUCCCCUUCGUCCCGCGCGUGGAUUAUCAUCGCCAUCUUCUUCUUCUGCCCUCUCACCGGAGCCCCCUAUCCUGAACCGACUCCUCUAGAACAGAUGCUCAGCUUCAGUUUGGAGGAGACGCUGUACGCGGUGAACGAAGACAAGGGAUCUCUAGAGAUAUGUGUCACUGGAGAAUUGACGGGGGAUUCUGCCCAGCUUUACUUCGUGGAUGGCUCUGCGACAAUGAAUGUGGAUUAUAAACCGCCAGGAAUGGUAGCAACUCUACUAUUUGCACCAGAUGCCAGCAGGGGUAGUGGAGAGUUAGCCAGUGGCUCAGGCAUUACUGACACCCAAAACCUCACGUCCACACCCCAGCCGGGAUUACUGACACUAGAGCGUCGGUGCGCUAUUGUGGAGAUAGUGGACGACUCUAUAGCUGAGCCCAGGGAGAGCUUCACUGUCGUCCUUGACUCCAGCAUCAACAUAGGCACCAAUGUUGCUGAGGUUCACAUCAUUGACAAUGAUGUGAUAGUGAUAGGUCUGGAGAAGACAGAGUACACUGGCUAUGAAGGGGAGGAUGUCAUGGUGUGUGUGACCGUGGAGGAGGGAGGAGACAUGGACAGUGUUCCGUUUGACUUUGUCAUCACCUCCGUGCCUGACACACCGCUCUCUGCACAACCAUCCUUUGAUUACGUGAUAUCGGUAGGGGAAUACCCGUUUCUCUCCGGGCUCCCCGACACGUGUCAUAACAUCACGAUACUCGACGACGAGCUAGCUGAACCCGUGGAGACCUUUAGGAUGGAGGUCAUCCAUCAAGACGAGCAAUUGGACUCGAUAGAGAUCAGCACCAGCUCUGCGGUAGUCCACAUCAUCGACAAUGACAAUGUGACAGUCUCCCUGGCAGAGGCUCAGUACACUGUUGGGGAAGAAGAUGAAGAGGUGACAGUCUGUGUCCAGUUGGAGGAGGGAGCUCUGGGUGGUAUAACUGCCACCGUCGACUACCAAAUACUGCCUGGCUCAGCAUCACUUGCUGACUACCUUGGUCCGAGGGUUGGUAGUCUGUCACUAGGACCAGAAGCGGUGACAGGAGAUACAGCAUGUCUCACCAUCCCUCUGGUGAAUGACAGCAUUCCUGAGUCACCGGAGACACUGACACUCUCGAUACGACCUUCCUCUGCGUUUGUAGUGAUUGGAGCCAACAGCUCUGCUACCAUCACCAUAAUUGACGACGAU
This is a messenger RNA of Geodia barretti, 1218 nucleotides long. The record is from the annotation of a GenBank genome assembly. Lineage: Eukaryota; Metazoa; Porifera; Demospongiae; Tetractinellida; Geodiidae.